AUGGAGGACGGUCGGCGGGAUCAAGAUGGCUGCAGAAGAACAGCGCGCUCCAGGAGUCAAGCUUCUCUUCUGGUGAGACAGGAACUGACAGAGUGCGCCGGCCAUGCGGGAAGACGAACGUCAGUGGAGGCAACGCGGGCCGCGUACGUGACGUCAGUGUGCCGGAGCGUGCCGACGUCACAGGCCCUGCCAUCUUUGAACCUGGCAAACCGGUCCGGAGAAAAGCGCCGGGAGUCGUGGAGGGUAGGCAGCCGCGUGCACGGUCGGGUGAUGGCGGCCAAGGUAGUGGUCGGCCGCAAGAGGCGGAGGAUGGCGGCCUGUGGAGAGGUCUGCUGUGUGCAGAGGAAGAACCAGCCAUGGGAGAGGAGUCCAGUUUAG
This is a messenger RNA of Pelobates cultripes (western spadefoot toad), 378 nucleotides long. Lineage: Eukaryota; Metazoa; Chordata; Amphibia; Anura; Pelobatidae. The record is from the annotation of a GenBank genome assembly.